GCGCUCUGCGAUACGGCCCCCCCGCUGCAGCACCCGGAGUGCCCCCUGCACCGAGCCUCCAGCGUGGCUGCUUUUUUCUUCCUUCCCCCUCCCUUUUUUUUUAAAUUUUAAUUCAUUUUCGGCUUUCGCGCUUGCAGGCCCCGGGCGGCCGCGCUAGCUGCGGAGCUGCGCGGGGGGCGCGGCGCGGGGCGGAGCGGCGCGGAGCAGCGCGGGCGGCGGCGGGCGCGGAGGCAGGGCGGGCGCCGCCGCCUGUGUGCGCGGGGGCGGCUGCGGGAGCGUGUGGCCCCCCCGGGCCGGGGGAGCUCUGCGUUUCGUAACGCGCUGCCCGCCCAGCGCCGGCUGCGCGGUCUCACUGCGGGCAGAGCAGAGCUCGGCGGCGGCUGCGCUCGCCGGACGCCUGCAGCCCCCGCGGUAUCGUCGCCGAGGAGGGAGCCAGUGUUUUAUGGCCUCCUCUCUGCAGGACGCUGGUGAUAAAAAGUGAUCCAAACCAGUGAAUCCCAUCAGUACCCUCUGUUGAGAAGUUCCUGAGCGCGGAGGAGCCUGCAAGCCGGUGUCCUGAAAGCCCUGACCUGCAUGAAGGCAACAGCAUGUUCAAUCAACUCUUGCUCUUUUCUCUCAUGCUGGUGAACAUAGGAGGGAACUGUUUAAACCAGCGGACUGGUGCUAUUGUAUAAACAAAAACAAAAGUUCAACCCUUAUUAAAAGAAGUAAUAUAAAUGGUUACAAAAAAGGAUUGAGCACUACUGUUCUUCCUCAGGAAACUCCUACUUGCAUAGUUGGCAUUAUUUUAAUAACUUUUUUAAACUUAUUGAAGACUAGCUUCAUCUGAAAAGAGUACUGUAACUUGGUGUCGUGUACCUGGGAAGUGUGGAUUAUUCUCUUGUGUCCGAUUAUAUUUGCUUAGACUCUUUGGAGCUUGAGCGAAUACUCUUGAAGUGAAAACUGGAAGCAUUUAAACACUAGUUGAGGAGGAAAACAUCUUAGGCCACUGAAGGACUGCAAAAAUCAUAAGCAGAAGAAAUACAAGUUGCAGUUCUUUAGUGCUACAUAGUAGGAAACUACUAACCAUGUUUCCUUGAUACUGGAAGAUUGAAGUCAGAGGUUUUCCUGAAGUUUUCCUAACCGUUGCCCUUCUCUGGUGGGGGAAGUAGUUGUGGAAAGAAGAGAGCUGCCCCCCAGAUUCUGGGCCCCGUGGUGAAACUUGUUGCAAGGCUUGGGGUGUCUGCCUGCACGGGCCGCAAUGGAGACGCUGUCACAGGACUCUCUGCUGGAAUGUCAGAUCUGUUUCAAUUAUUACAGCCCCCGCCGGCGGCCCAAGUUGCUGGACUGCAAGCACACCUGCUGCUCAGUGUGCCUGCAGCAGAUGAGGACCAGCCAGAAGGACCUGCGAUGUCCCUGGUGCCGCGGGAUCACGAAGCUGCCACCGGGGUAUUCUGUGUCGCAGCUGCCUGAUGAUCCCGAGGUCAUUGCUGUAAUUGCAAUCCCCCACACCUCAGAGCACACGCCGGUCUUCAUCAAACUCCCGAGCAAUGGGUGCUACAUGUUGCCCUUGCCCCUCUCCAAGGAGAGAGCGCUCUUGCCAGGAGACAUUGGUUGCCGCCUCCUGCCCGGCAGCCAGCAGAAGUCCCUGACGGUGGUGACAAUCCCAGCAGAGCAGCAGCCCCUGCAGGGCGACAUCCCCCCGGAGGUCGGUGCUGAGGAGCAAGACAGGAGAGGCGUUGUGAAAAGCUCCACCUGGUCAGGGGUGUGCACUGUGAUCCUGGUGGCCUGCGUCUUGGUCUUUCUCCUGGGCAUCGUCCUCCACAACAUGUCGUGCAUUUCCAAGCGCUUCACAGUGAUUUCGUGCGGCUGAGGAGGGGCUGCUCUCAGAGUACUCUUCGUGGGCCAAUCCAGGGGUUGGGUAGGUGAUGGUGGUGAGAUCAAGUGAGACAAUUCGCUGCAGCUUUGACCAAUUACUACAGAACGCUUGACACAGGGACAGCUCUUUGUUAGUCCAGUGGCAAUCCCAAAAGGUGGAAUGUGAGGCCUCUCAGCAAUGUGUGGAGAAAAUCGUGUCGGGUGUCUGAUGGUAACAGCACUGAGGAGGACUAUAUGCAUCACCAUAAUCAUUUAUCAAAGGGACUGUAAUUUACAAUGAUUUUUGUCAUAUUACAAAAUUAAAGACAUCUAUGUAGCUGGUUAUACUGUAAAGUAUAUGGUAUGAGCUCUUCUCUAAACACAGUAGAUUAAAAUCAAAAUUGCUCUAUGUAGAAUUAAAGAGAGAAUUGGUGUGUGACUCAGUAAAAGGUGUUCAGUAGCAAUCCACACGGACACUAUUUUUUAAUGGGGGGGAGGGAGACUUGUAAAAACAAGAAAUCAUUUAGUUGGUAAGGGAUUUUAUAUGUUUUAAAUUGCAUAUUAAUUAGACUAAGUUAGAAAGUUGUACAAUAGUUUUUAAAAGGAAAUACUUUACAAGCAAUCAUUUUGUUCCGUGGUGUGUUUUUGCCUUUCUCUGUCUCUCUCUGUUUUCUUUUUUCCAUUUUUUUCUCACCUAUAGGGAAGCGGCACUUCCAAAUUGUUUUAUUUGAUGGAGGAUCGAAGCAGGGAAGCAAAGUGAGCUAGGAGGAACACCUAAAAAUGCAGCCAAAACAUUUCUGCCUACCUGGCUUCGCAUGAAGGAUGCCUUUGAAUGGUAAACGUUGGACAUGCUGUUUUACCUCUGAUCUGUCAGCAGGCCUUCCCAAGGAUCUGGCCUUCACAGGGAUUAGUGAAGAUGUGGGUCAUGAGAAGUCCUAGGAUUCCUUCCUGCGAGGACGUGAUAGCAAAUUGUUCUUCAUUUUCUUUUCUUUCCAGAGGUCGAUUUUGUUUUGUUUUAAGAACUUCAGACCUGUUUUACCUCCCUCUCUCCUAAGAGGUGCAACUGUGUACCCAUGGAUGGUGUAAAAGAGAGGUUACCCUGAGGAAGGCUCACCAUCUGGACAGAGACCGAGGUCUGUUCUGUGCCAUCAUUUAAUAGCAGGUGGUGACAAAGCUGGGAGCAGAGGCCAGGCCAACCUAAGCCUCUCCUUGGGUUGUGCUACCCCUCCUAAAUCACUGUGGCUGUCCUGGUGUCAAAAUGUGUACGUGAGCAUAACUGAGCCCUUUUCACAUUUCAGUGAUGUAAAUCUUGGGAUGUAUGGACAGAUAUGCACAUAUGGACUGAUGUGAAAGAGGACAGCAAAAUAUUCCCCUUCACCUGUGAAUGCCAAUAAGCCCUCAGUAAUUUGCAGUUCAUUGCUUGGAAAGAGCCAAAUUCCUGUACUUCAGUUCAGUAGCGCCUCAUGCCAUAAGCAGUCCCACUAGCUUUCGUAGAACUGCUUGUGAAGUAAAGUAGAGCUCAAUGUGAAUUUGACUAUCUGGCAAGUCUGAAAGCUCAAAUUUGUGAGAUUUAAGGAUCAGAUCAAGGGGCACAUGACACAGAUCUUUAAUGAGGCAGAAAAAGCUACUGAUUUGCACUGAUUCUUUUGCAAGUACAAAGUGUGAAUAGUUGCUUGGGCAUAACCUGCCUGAAGAAUGUUCUCUUUUCUGCUGCUAGUGCUCCUUCUGAAUUGAUUUGAGAUUGCUCAAUGCCAUGUUAUAACACCAGGAAACAAUUUUGACCGUACAGUGUCCAAGUUAGUCCUGUAGAAGUUGGUGGUUUUGUGAUUAUGUCACCAAAUCAAAUUUUUGGUUCACAAUAAACAUUAUUCUCAACUAGAACUCCCUGUUGAGAACAUACCUCUUCCUUAGUGCUAGAUUUCUCCUCCUCCUUCUGCGAAACCACCAUUUUCUUCCUUGUUUUCUGUUAACUGAAGAAUAGCAUAUAUGGUGCUUAAUCCUCAUGGGGUAUGUAAGGUCAUGUAUGGAGAGGAAAUUAAGUACAUUAUGCUGAUUUUUAUCUACUGUCAUUUGUAUGCAUAGCACAGCAAAAAAACCAACUAUCCUCAGAUAACAUAUGUUCAAUGCCUUUUUCGUGUAAGGCCCAUGUGCAGUAUGCCUUGAACCUGACUUAUAAGUAUUGUAAUACACUGACACCUCUCAGCAGCAUGUUUGAUUUGGUUGCGGUAGGGAACAACAGUAAUUCCAAAAGCGUGUGUUUUGACCUUGUUAAUCUCUUGUCACCACUAGGUAGCCAGAUUUCUGUUGACAUCCAUACUACACUGCUUGUUGUAUAAAGGAAGGCCAGUUCACGAAAAAAUCUUGCCUUUAUAAGACUCUUAAGACAAGUGACCAGGUACAGGAUUCAACCCUCUACUGCCUUAUCCCCUAGUGGUAACUUGUACCAGGAGGGUGGAGCAUAGCUGAAAGAUGCUCUGAGAACAACACUGAAGCAUUUUACACCAACUUCUGCAUUUGUCAGAGUCGUGAAUGACUGCAGGAAAAUGCAAGGCGGUCAAAGAGCAGGUCCCAGGAGUACAGUAUUAAUUGCGUUAACCUCAUCCUGGCUGUGCAAUGCCUGCCGUGAGCUCUUGAGGUGGAGGGUUCCCUUUGGUGUCGCAGAGAAUGGCUGUCCGGAAGGCUGCUGCUGUCUGUGCCUAUGCGGAGAGGGCAGUACGAAAGAGAAAUCAGAAAUUAGGUUAAAAUACCACACUGCAUAAUGUAUUACGCAACAGGCAGACCUGGAGUUUAUCUGGUAUUAAUGACAUAAGUAUUAUAUUAGCAGAAUACCAUCCUGUAUUACGUAGCAGAGUGCAUUGUUUUGUUAGUAUGAAUAUCCUGUACUUUUAGUGCCUGCUGAAAUGCAUGUUUGACCUAAUUUCUGAUCCAGACACUUGCCUGCUCACAGACUUGUGUAAGAGCAAUAAGUAAAACCUCAAGAUUUUCGCCUGUGUGGGCGCGUGUGCGUGCGUGUAUGUUAAAUUCCUUUUUAAUAGGAGUUCUGGAGAUGUUUUUGUUUUUGCUUUAGACUGUGACUCUCAUUUUAAAUUUGCAACUGCCAUGUCAUGUGGGAUCACCUCGCUUUUUGCUGACUUGUGUAGAAGUGAGCUAAAUAGUUUGUUGUAAUGUACAGUGUUAAAAUGUUUCUCAAGUAUGUUGAUUGUCAUGCUACUUUAAAAAUGCAGUGCAGUCUAUCCCAUUCCUCAGUCUAGUACCUGGCAUUAAAAAGUGAUACUGCUGUAUACGCAUCUAACUUUUUUUUAAACCCUUGUCUGUGUAGUUUUUCCCAGGACAAAAUCUGAACCUGAAGGAAAUCCCAGGUGUACACCGCGUGUACACCAGUUCUGUAUCAAAAUCAUCACGUCCUGGGGUAGCUUUUGUUCCCUGGUGUCUAAUAGGCAAUCACAACCCAGUUCUACCAAAAAAACAAGGAAACUUACUGUGACUCUGUACUGUUUGAGCAACCAAAACUUAUGCUAAAUACUGUUGUGGGAAAUUAAUAAUGCACCUGCAUUUUUAGAACAAAUUUACUCUGUAUGAAUGUGUAUUUAUUUGCUUGUUUAAUGGGAAGGGUGUGUGUGUAGGGGUCCAGGGUUUUUUUCCUUUUUUUUCUUUUUUUUUUUUUUUUUUUUUUUCCUUUGGAAGAUCCCAGCUUCCAUUUUUCUGCUUGUGCUUUCCUGGCAAACAGACUUUAGGAUUCACUUUGUGAAAUUUUGUUUAGUGAAUUUUAAAAAUUCAAAAUAUGCAAUUUGGGUAUGCAGGAUUUUUUUAGGAAAUUGUGUGUUCAGUGAUUGUUCAUGCUUAACCAAGAUGUAAAGGAACCUGGAUGUUUUGUAAACAUGGAGCAAUCAUGAGUCCAAAGUUUCAUCUUUAUUAAUGAAACUCAAUCUGAAUAAAACAUUAGCAGGAAAAGAAUGCUAUGAAGUGAAUUAUGGUACCUGUGUUACUUUGCCAUGAAAUGAAGAGCAUGGAAGGGAAUUCAGCAGAAUUGGUCUGUAUUUUUCGAGGGGGUGACUGAAAUUUGACUGAUAGUGUUUUAAGGCAAAGUGUAAGUGGGGGUUGUGGUAAAUCUUGAAAGGUUUUUCAUGGUUUAACUGCCUUGGUAUACAGAAUUACAGCUGAUGACUACUGAGCCACACAGCAGAUUUUUUUCUUCUUUUUUUAAUCAGGCUAUUUAAAAGUUUUAAGUGAACAUUUUGCUUAUGGAAGUGGGGGAUUAUUGGCCUUGGUUUAAGCAUGUGUUGUACAGACUGGCACACUGCCUCCCCCUUCCCCCUUGAGCCCCUCCUCCCAGUCUGUUAGGUAUGUUGAAGCCCGGGGCAGCCAGUCUCCGUGAUUUUACAAGCACUUUUUUGGAGCAGAGAUGGGUGACCUUGCACUGGGUUUGUUACAUCCACCACAGGGCUAAAAUGCAACCAAACAAUUCAGAUGUGAUUUGCGUUCUGCUGUAGGUGUCCAGGCAGAAAAAGCUCCUGGCACCGAUCUACUGCAUGAGCUGCUUCAAGCCUCUCUGUUCUCUGGGUCUUUUCACAUAAAUGCUGACGAGCUGAGGACGUUGCCUCCUCCCAGCCAUGGAAAAGGGCCCUACCUGCCACCCACAGCUAAAGGCCCCCAGGAGCAUGGCCUGCCUGCACACAAGACACUUGUGUGAGUUCUGCAGGAGACAUUCACGUGUUAAGUGAACACAUCUCCAGUUGGGUUUGAAAUGCUUCCUUAUCGCAGUUGCACCAAAAGCCUGGCUUGAAAUUUUUUUAUUUUUCAGGCUUUUUUAGGGGUAGAGGCGAAGGGAGGGAGAAGGUGCAUGGCAGCAGAUGAGUCCCAGCAGCACCCAGGAGGCUGUUGAACGGAUCUGCUGGCCCUGAAAAUGUAGGCUCUUGUGUGAGGCCCUCAGUAGGGCAAGGUUGUAUUGAGAUGCUGCCAUGGAUUUACAGCUUGCUGAUGACCUUUCCGAUGCAGUACGCUGUCCGUAGGCCUGACAGCUGGGACCGUUUUGUUCUCUUUGUCACUUUACCUCUUGCAUGCUCAUGUCAACAAACAAAGCUGCUUGCUUCAUCAUGGUGAGCAGUUUUGCAGACAUUUCUUGUCCUGGGCAUCUGUCAUUGAAAGCUCUUACCUUCUAAGUUCAGUAAAAUUUAAUGCUUAAUACGUGUUCAGAAAAUGCAUUUUUUUCUUCAAGCAUUUCCUUAUUCUUCAAUAAAUUUUAUUUUAGUUCUAAGGAAUUCCGAUAAUUUUUGUGCUAAGCACGUUCCUGAACAUCAGAGGCAGUUCUGAGGGAUUAGGUAAGAACCACAGCCAGAAGAAAAUAUUUCCUACCUCCUGUCCAUUCCGCAGUGCCCUUCAGACGUACACAAGCCUGUGCUUAUUCCCCUCAGCUAUACCACGCUGGAGCACCUAUGCAUGGGGGUGAAAUGGGGAUGCGUGGGUAUGCAUGGAGCUCCUACGUGUGUGAGCACAGAGGUGUUUCCACAUGCACACAACGCAGUCUCAUGUGUAGCAGAGUGAUGCUGACAGGCUUAGUACGAGGGCCCCGGGCUGUUAUAUCUCAGGAAGGUGGCAGGCUGUCUGGCUCCGAGAGGCGUGCUAAGGCAGCUUUGGAGCAUGAAGCCUGCAUUUCCCAUGUGAUGAGUUGCCCCUCUCCCUCUCUGAGCUACCCUCUGCAACCCGGAUCGAGACCAACUCCUGGCAAUGCUGCACAGGAUGGACUGCUCCAGGGUUGACACCUUGUCUGAGUUCAGGUGAGGAGCCGUUAUGUUGCCAUGUGCCUCCAGCUGGGGAUGUCUGCCCCACAGGAGAACAGCUGGAUGCCCGGGCUUUCAGCGGAUCGGGGGUUUGUAUAAGUUCAAGUGAAGGUCUUUUGACACAGAGCUAUAUAAAGUGCUCCUGAAAGCCAAACCAACUGGGACUGAGCUGGUUUGAGAGAGUGAAGAAAGGGUGCGGAGGGGGAAGGACAACCAGAAAUGAGCAGGUGAUUAGGCAGUAGCCUAGAAUUUGAGCUCUGUGAUAUGUGAAAACAUCUAUCGGCCAUGUUUUGCAGUGAUCUGCAUUUGUCAUUUCUGUCCAAUUGUAUCUCAAGAAUACCUUGGCUGUGGAACUUGAGAUUUUGUUUUUCCUUCCAACUCCUUUGAGCUGGGAAGCUGCCUGUUUCAAAAGAGCAGUUUUCCGCCUAACUGAAAAAGAACUGUUUGGGAAUGUUUUAGGAUGCUAAAGCAUCACAGAAGCUCAGGACUUGUAAGAGAUACAAGCUGAACAGAAGCUCAGCAGGAAGAAGUUGUUUGGAUUAAAAAAAAACUUAUUGAACUCUCUGUGUGUGCAGAUGUGUCACGUUUAAAAUAAAAACUUGUUUUAUUUGCAUACAUAUUGACUGAACAUACAAAAAGCAGGUGGCCAUCUCCUAGGAUAAAUAAUGAAAGUGACUGCCAAAGCUGGUGGUGACGCCAAACAGCUAAAGACAAGAUUUGUUGAGCUUACUAGAUCUGAGAGGCUGGGGUGGGGUGAGGGAGGUUGGUUAUUUAGUACAGAUAUUGUAUUUAGUUUACAAGAAAUAAAACAGUAGGAUUAAAAUAAGGGUCUGUAGCUUUCUGGUAUGGUUUUCAAGGUGGAGUAAAUGGAAGAACUGAGGAAUCUGGGCAGUUUGAUGCUCAAGGUUAUUUGUUUGUCCAUCUUGAGGCUUAUGAAAAGUUGCGUUUGCUGUCACUGUACUGAUCAGUCUUGGAAACAUUGACCUGUAGGCCCCUGCUGGCACUGACUAGAUCUGAAUUGCUGUGGUUUGUAUCUGUUUAAGAGAAAUCUGAAUCUGCCUCAAGAUCUGAAAAAAUCGUCACCCUGCAAGACUGUUGGAAUUCAGGUUGACAUUUUGUAUCCGAGUUCCCCCAUCUGACCUGCCUAGCCUCUAGUAGUUGAAUGGUCUGUUGCUAUGAAUAACCCUAUUCUAUUCAUUUCAUCUCUCUGAAAUCAUAGUUUUCAGUAAUAUUCAAAUAUUUUAGCUAGUUCUUUUUUAACCUGAAAUGAGACUAAAGACUAUCAGCUGUUACUUAUUGUAAAGUAUGUGAUCUCACUCUAAAGCGUAUAAGUAAGGUGGUAGGUCUUACAACACUUUCAAAGCAGUUUGUCACGUGGUAGAAGCAUGUGGCUGACUGAGAAUAAGAGGAAGCUCAGUUCCCAAGCAUGGCCAGUUUGCUAACUGAACUGCAAAUUAAUAAUUUCUUGCUUAAAUUAUUUGGAAGAAAGGUCACAGAUGUUUCUCAAAGGUUUGCUUAAGAAAUAUGUUUAAGUAUUUGGGACAUGAUCCAGGAAAAUAUGCUAACUGAGAAAGCACUUAAGCAUUAGCUGUCUAAGAAAGCUGAAGGGAUUUGGCUGUACAUGAUUAGAUACUUAUUCAAAUAGAGAUGGACUUUACACUUAGAUGUUCAUUUCUAGAUAUGUGGCUAGUCUGCAUGAUUCUUAAAGCACAUGUGAAAUAAUAAGCUUUGCUUUGGGAAAGAUUUUAUAUUGCAAUUUGAAAACAGAUCAACUAGGAGAUGCUCUGUAAUCUCCCAAGACAGCUGUUUUCAAGUAUUUGAAUGUAGAAAUUCGGUAUUUCUAUAACUCCUAUUUUUAAUUGCUCAUUGCACAUAGCUGAGAAUUCUUAACUCAUGGCCGGGGGGGAGGUGUGCAGUCCAAAUCCACACCAAGCAUACUCUGAGAGUCCAGAAUGAUAAUGAUUUAAAAAAACUCAGGAGAAAUAAAUUGAAUUCUAUUCGCCUUUUCUUUCCGUGUUGAAAUGCCGAGGGAUUUGCUAAACCUACAGGUUGAUAUAACUGAAUCCCUGGUUAAUGAUUAUAUUUGCUGAACUGGCUAGCUGCAACGGAUACAUACACUGUUCUUUCUUUUUCUUCCUCCCCUCAUCUGGUUUAGAGAAGACAAGAUUUGGACAGUUGUAGCUGGAUUGAACGGAGUGAUAAGAGUUGUAAAAUGUUACCAGCAGGAAGUGUAGUUUUGUGAUAAACAAGGAAUUGCAACACUGAAUGUCUUUGGGCAGCCAUCCAGGCAGAACAAGCAGGCAGCAACUCCAGCAGACCCAUGGGAUCUAGAGAAACCUUGUCAAGAGUAGUGGAUACAUGGGGAUAUUUUUUAAUACCCUAGGUACUCUCUGUGUUUGCUGUUGCUGGUGCCUGACAUCUUUGGGUUUGGGUUCUUUCUUCCGUCCUCUAUAACAAGAAGGAACAAAGCCUAAAAAGCCCUUUGUAUUGUUCCCUUACUGGGGUGCCAUCUCCUGUUCCCUUUUCUUCUGCCCGUUAUUUAGCUGUUCUAUCUCCUGCAGAUUUGCGUAAGUCAGAAGAAACUAUCUUUGUACAAAUGAGCAAUUACAAAUUUCUGCUACAUUUUCAUUGAUGAAUAUGCUUAUAAGUUUCUACAGAAUAAGGAACAUCUCUAGGCCUCCAUGCAAAGUCUGAUUUGCAAUAUCCCUUUGUCUGCUGUCAUUACUGUCAGUCUUUUUAAAAUAUAUGCUGGGUUAUUAUACCUUUCAAAAUAUUAUAGCCCUAACAUUUUUGAAAAGGGCAGAAGCAAAACAAACUGGAGACUAGAAAUUAUUUCUGCAAUUUAUUGUAGUGUAUCAGUGACAUUAAUUCUGUGAUUCCGUUUUCUUUGGGAGGAGGGAGAGAAGGAAGAAGAAAAUCCAUAUUCAUGGUUUGGAUUAGGUCUGCUGAGUUUCAAUAUGUAUGUAUGUGCUUCUGUUUUGUAAUACCUCGUAAACCUUCUAACAGCUGAAAACUGCAAUAGCACCAAAAUCUUAAUGAAAUGUCACAUGCUGCCUAUUAGAUUUAAAAUGCCUGCUGAAAUGUGCAAAGCCUGGACUUUCUGGAUUUUGAGCACACAGAGUACUAUACGUGGCAUUAGUUUUGAUUGUCACUUCUCCGAGAUCAAAAUCAGGUCUUAUGCUUUAUUUAAAGCAGUUAGUGGACUCAGCCUAUGAGGAUCUUUGUGACAUGUACUACAUGCAGUGGCAGCUCUCGUUUCAUAAAUCUGCAACAAGUAGCCUUUGAUAAAGAGAGAUUUACUAAUUUUUGAGGGUAAAUCAUCUGUCUCCUUAAGAGAGUGUUAAAUCUUUGCCUUGAGUUAGUGACUUGCAUUUUGCUAAAGGAAGACAGAAUUUGGUUAAAUAACAUCUGCACAGUAUGGCCCCAACAUUCGCUUACAUGGCCCAAGGGGAGGAGUUGCUCUGGGGCAGGUGUUGAACUGCCUGAAAAACAAAUAUGACCUACUGCAAAUUUUUCAGCUCUGUUGGAGCAGUGACUUUAUAAGGACACACUGUAAACGUCCUUGUGGCUGCAAUAGUCAGACAUGACAUCUCCAGUUAGAGCUUGGAGUCUUGUGAUUUCUUUGCUAUAAAUAUGAUCCCAAGGAAACAUUUAAAAGAAAUGUGAGAACCUUCCUAUAAGAUUCCUUCAGCUUUCUAAGUCAUCGCAAAUGUAGAGCUUUCCUGCUGUUCUGUACUUUUAUUCAGCUUCAUGUAAAAAGGUAGUCCAAAAGGAGGCUGUCUCAUGCAGGCUGCUGCUUCUGUUGCUUAUCUGAGGUUUGUCAUACUGCUUAGAUAUUCUUUUGUGGCAGGCUCUAAGAAGUGCUUCUGAUCCCCCCCCCCCCCCUUUAUCUUCCUUAUAAUUGUUUCGGAAGAACAAAACCAGGCACUAGGAAAAAACAAAAUGAAGAGUAAAGCUGUUCUUAAUUCAGGCCACGUUUACACCAUCUGUUCUGUAUCUAUUUAAACACUGUCAGGAGAAAGCAGAGGUGCCCCUGAAAUUCAGCUGUCCUCCAAAUGACUCCAAGUAGGCUUCCUGUUGUGGAGGCUAAACCUUGCUAAGUAGAGGGGCUUUGAGAACAAAAAUAUUUUUAAGCCCUGGGAGUAAGGAGAUGAGAUCCGUAGCUGCUAGAAAUGUAGAGGGAUCAGUUGCAUAACUUCCACUGAAGAGUUUCUCCUUUCUGUAGUCCCAGGUGGUCCCUGUGGGCUGGUGUGUAUGGGACUGCAAUGGGGAGGGUAGGACUGCCUGUGCACACACACAUGUUCUCCAGGGGAGCUGCUUGUCACCUUCCCAACAUGUAUUUCAAGCUCCUUGCAGUUGAUAUUAGUUUCUAUUACUUCAGCCAUAGUAUUUCUAAUUGCUCCAAAAGCAUUGCCAGUGAGCUAUAACUUAAAGCAGAUCUAAAAAGUCCCUGCCAAAGGGUCUAUCUUUGCACUCUGAACAAACUCUAGUAAAGGCUGCUGUAUUACUGAUGGACAUAGGAAGGAGUGGGAAUGGCUUUUCUGGUGAAGGCAAAUAAACUUUGACAGGUGUUAAAAAGGAAAAGGAAAAAUACUGAAUACUCUUUAUGUCAUCUGAAGAGUUCUUGGUUCAACUUUGAAGUGAGAGCUAGUUCUCUGUCUCAGUGCCGAUGUGAAGAUGUGUGUAUGUAGUCAUACACGCAGUACAUUAAUUAAAACAGGAGAUGAUGGAGGGCUUGGCUUUUGCUUUAAGAAUCAAAGGCAGAAAUGCCUAUUUUUAUGUCAGUAGCGCCGAUGUCCUCUUCCCUCCCCCUCUGGACCUUCAGGCUUGUUAAUAGCUCCACCAGAAGCUGUGAAGGUUGAGUUAAGCCUCAGGCACACAGGUGUUACAUGGCUCUCUUACAACUCCACCACCCUCUCUGCUCCUUGGCAUACACUCAUGUUCGACAUGUUCCCGUGCCCUCUGCAGGCUCCCUCCCCACCCCUCGUUAAUUAUAUUCUAGCCAAGCAAGCUGGCACUGUUCAGGGACUGCAAACUGAAGUCCUUGACGUUUCAGAAGCAAGAACGUACAUAACUUAGUUUUAGGGGCGUUAUCUUUCUUCUUUUCUUAUAAAGCGCUAACUAGCCUGUACAGAUACUUGAGCUGCUGGGCUGUUGUGUCAAAAUGUUGCCAAAUAUUGACUUUAUAAAGGUGAAAUCAAAGUGCUGUUGAUAAAUCUGAAUGCCCGUUGAAGCAUUCUUUGUUUGCUUUGUCUGCCCUAGAAGACGUCUAAACCCUCGCACAGUUUCUACCUUCCCCCUUACACUGCCUCUUCUCCCCAUUUUAAUAUACAGUAUUUUUGUAGGCCAGUCUCUGGAGUCUUGUCCUCUGUAUAUGUGGAAGUGCUGAUUUUAUGAGAAAUGUGUGGAUGUAUUUGCUAUGAUUAAAAUUCUUUAAAAUGAUUUUCAA
Molecule: messenger RNA, 13062 nt
Organism: Dromaius novaehollandiae (emu)
Lineage: Eukaryota; Metazoa; Chordata; Aves; Casuariiformes; Dromaiidae
Gene: RNF152
Product: ring finger protein 152
Exons: 3
Coding region: 1241-1852 (203 amino acids)
Biological process (GO): cellular response to amino acid starvation; negative regulation of TORC1 signaling; positive regulation of autophagy
Cellular component (GO): lysosome; lysosomal membrane
Molecular function (GO): ubiquitin protein ligase activity
Source: RefSeq, a predicted model, not a curated record